Formica exsecta is the source of this 1693-nucleotide messenger RNA. RefSeq names its product D-beta-hydroxybutyrate dehydrogenase, mitochondrial (gene sro). The coding region runs from base 397 to 1524 and encodes 375 amino acids. The transcript is spliced from 8 exons. NCBI's taxonomy places the organism in Eukaryota, Metazoa, Arthropoda, Insecta, Hymenoptera, Formicidae. Gene Ontology annotation, molecular function: oxidoreductase activity. The record is from RefSeq and is a predicted model, not a curated record.
AUAAUAUUUCCAUAUAUGUGUUGUCAUGUGGAACGGAAAUUCAAUGUACUGUGUUACUGUCUAUCAUGCGAAUAAAUCGAAACUGAAUAUCCUGCAACUCUCGAAUACUCCCACACAACGACGUACAAGAUCGACAACUAAAAGAUCAAUAUUUGUUACAAGUUCUCCACACCGCAUACUUUAUUUCGAAAAGCAGCGGGCCCGACGGCGCCACACGGAAUGGGUGGAUUGAGAGUCAAAUUUCUUCUACAGGGACCGGUCGCGCCGGUGAUCGCGCAGGAUUACAUACUUUCUUCAUCCAGCGAGCAUAGCGAUAUACACGUCCGAUCGUGUGCGAGGUUCCACUCUUCCAUACAAAUUCAUAUGCUAGAGUGACCAGCAGCAUAAAUUGAAGAGAUGAACUCGGUGAAAGAAGUAUACGGUAACAGAUGGAUGGCAUGGUGGAGAAGAAAUUCAACGGCCUUACCCGUUGCCACGACGAUUUCGUGUAAUCUCGCGUACUGCGUGGAGGCCGGUUACACGCGCAUGGCUGCGGUGCUUUCGAUGAUUUCGCUGGGUGGUGUUACCUUGUACUAUAUUUCUAAACGUCGAUGGAAAAUAAAGUCGCGAGAUCUUGUCAUUCUAACCGGUUGCAAUUCCGGUUUGGGCUACAGUCUAGCAAUGCACUGUCGCGCUCAAGGCGCAACAGUUUUAGCCGGGGUGCGUGAAACAGCUAUGGUGCUGAAACCCAACGCUGCCGUUGAAUCAUUAAAGGAUAAAGGCGUCAUCGUUCACCAACUCGAUAUCACGAAUGAAGAAUCCGUCCGGGGAUUUGGGGAAAGAGGCAAGCAACUAUUGGAGGAACGGCAAUUAGUGCUGCGUGCAUUGGUGAAUAACGCGGGGGUGAUGGUGUUCGGCGAGUUCGAGUGGCAGACGCAAGAUCUCACAGAGUAUCAAAUAAAUGUCAAUCUCUUGGGAACGAUGAGAAUCACCCGGGAACUGAUGCCGAUCAUACGGCAGAACGGCAGCAGAAUUAUCGUUGUGUCCAGCCACUGCGCUGCCGAUCCUUUGCCGGGUAUAAGUAUCUACGCGGCGACGAAAGCCGCCCUUCACGCGUGGACCACAGCUCUUCGGGUAGAAGUCGGCAAAUAUGGCGUCAAUGUAGUUGAUUUUAUACCUGGUGGUUUUAUAUCAGAAAGUAAUAUCAUGAGGCGGCAACGAUUGUUCUUUGACGAAAUGGAACAACACAUGUCGGAUGAAACGAAGCGAUUUUAUGGCAACUAUUUCACUCGAUACGCCGAGUAUUUUUCCCAGGCAGGCCUGUCGUCUGGCAAUCAAGACAAUAUAACAGUUCUGUCGAAUCCGAGAAUCUACGAAACCUUCGAUAGCGCUCUUCUCGAUGUCUGUCCUUCGGCGAUUUACAGAUGCGAACCAUGGAGAUAUUUCUUUUAUCGGAUAUUGUUUAAAAGCACACCGACGUGCAUACGUGAUCGAUUGGUACAAUGUUUCGUCAAUGCACCAUCGUGGCAGACCAACAAACAAUAAAUCAUUGUUAUUAUCUUAUUAAAUAAUUUUUACUUUUUCAAAGUCCAAUGUUUUCUCUUGCGUUCCGCUCAAGAGAAGAAUAUAGUGUUCCAGUUUAAAAAGCUGGAGAGAGAUGAUAUUUAUAUAAUUCGAUACACACACAUAAAUAAAAUGGGAAUAAUAAUUAAAA